GCAGGCAGACCCUUUCAAAGUCCACAGUCUUAAAAAGUCCAUUCCUGGACUUUGUUAACGCAACUUUGCCUCAGAGCUGAUCUUGCCCAGAAGGCAACUGAAUAUUCUUCAUACAUCAACUCUCCUUAGGAGAGAGUGGGAGACCCCAGUGUUUGUAACUGCACCAGACCAGGAGAAAAAUCAUGACCCAGGAGCGAUUGUGGCAGGUCCUAGACCCCUUGUGGGCUGACCCUCGCGUUCUCUCAGCCUUGUUUUGUGGGUCAGCUGCAGCCAUUGUGCUGCUGAAAUGGCUGGAUCAUAGGCGGAUCCAGCAGAAGAUGGAAGAAGCAAGAAGAACACGGGACCUGGCUCUGGAGAGAAUGGAAAAGGCAGCUCGCAGGUUUAAACAAGAGAACCCAGGCACCCAGGCUGCACACAUCCUCUCACUGACCAUGGUGGAGCUGGCGGAGAAGCUGAAGGAGGGGUCCCUGUCCCCAGAAAGCGUUCUCUACUCCUAUAUAGGCAAAGCUCUGGAGGUGAAUCAGGAGGUGAACUGUGUAAUAGACUUCAUCCAUGGCUGUGAGGAUCAGCUCCAGAAACUGAAGAAGCAGAAGGAGAAGGGGCUGCUCUAUGGCAUUCCUGUCAGCAUCAAGGACCACAUUGACUGCAAGGGUCAUGUCUCCACUGGUGGGCUGGUGAAGUUUCUGGGCCAAGUGAAGGAAGAAGACAGCGUCAUCGUCCAGGUUCUGAAGAGCCAGGGAGCAAUCCCCUUCGUGAAAACCAACAUCCCGCAGACAAUGAUAAACUACGACUGCAGCAAUCUCAUUUUUGGCCAGACGCUGAACCCCCUCAACCACCAGAAGACCCCCGGGGGCUCCUCAGGAGGGGAGGGAGCUCUGAUUGCAGGGGGAGGCUCCCUCCUGGGCAUUGGCUCAGAUGUAGCUGGCAGCAUCCGCCUGCCAUCCAGCUUCUGUGGGUUAUGUGGGCUUAAACCCACAGGCUUCAGGAUCAGCAAGUUGGGUGUGAUUUCUCCUAUCGCAGGAAUGAGCUCAGUGAUAGGGAUGCUGGGGCCAAUGGCAAGGGAUGUGGACAGCCUGGCCCUCUGCAUGAAGGCGCUGCUCUGUGAGGAGAUGUUCCGGCUGGAUCCUACUGUGCCCCCCAUCCCCUUUGAUGAGGAGGUUUACACCAGUUCAAAGCCACUUCGGAUUGGAUAUUAUGAAGAAGAUGGCUACUUCCAACCCUCACCCAGUAUGAAACGGGCCGUCCAGCAGACCAGAAAGCUCCUCCAGGAAGCAGGGCAUACAAUUGUUCCCUUUGCACCACCUAAGAUUGACUACAUGGUAGAUGAACUGUUUACCAGAGGGAUUUUCUCAGAUGGUGCUGCUCACCUGGUGGACUCUUUCAAAGGAGACAUCGUGGAUCCCAAUCUGAAGUCCCAGUUCAAUACUUACAGGCUUCCUGCUCUGGUGAAGAGGAUCCUGGCUAUCAUUUUGAAGCCUAUUUACCCACGAAUCGCUCGGGAUCUCAGUGCUCUCUGUGGAGUGGGGUCUGCCAAAAACCUCUGGGAUCAGCAUAUAGCUGUGGCGGCUUACCGCACUGAAUUCAUUGCUAAAUGGAGGAAGCAAAAACUGGAUGUGGUUCUUUGUCCUGCACUUGGUCCAGCCUUUAACCAUGGCUAUGCUGGGAAGCUGUUUGCUGCAACCUCCUAUACCAACUUAUACAAUGUCUUAAACUUCCCUGCUGGAGUGGUGCCGGUCAGCACAGUCACAAGAGCUGAUGAAGAAGAACUGAAGCAUUACCAAGGGCACUACAAGGACCCUUGGGAUAAGAGACUGAAAGAGGCUGUGGAAGGAGCCGUGGGGCUGCCUGUUGCUGUGCAAUGUGUGGCUUUGCCAUGGCAGGAGGAGCUGUGCCUUCGGUUCAUGAAAGAGGUGGAGAACCUUUCCCGUGGCAUGAGGAGAAAUGUGUGAUUUCUCAAGAUCUGCUUUGCUUAUGUUGACCUUUAAUAUCCUGCUCAUUACUCCAGUCACCUUCUACCCAGUGUGCAACACAGAUAGCAAUCUGCAGACUCCAAAUUCCAUUUCAGUAAAAUGGCAAUAAAUGCUGCUUGAAAGCAGUCGGUAAAAUCUAUUCUCUGUCCAAACUUCCUCCUUCAUUAAAGUGAGA
Messenger RNA from Phasianus colchicus (ring-necked pheasant), 2145 nucleotides. RefSeq names its product vitamin D3 hydroxylase-associated protein. Gene Ontology annotation, biological process: fatty acid catabolic process. Gene Ontology annotation, molecular function: amidase activity; fatty acid amide hydrolase activity. The record is from RefSeq and is a predicted model, not a curated record. Lineage: Eukaryota; Metazoa; Chordata; Aves; Galliformes; Phasianidae.